Molecule: messenger RNA, 2890 nt
Organism: Nyctereutes procyonoides (raccoon dog)
Lineage: Eukaryota; Metazoa; Chordata; Mammalia; Carnivora; Canidae
Gene: IL17RE
Product: interleukin 17 receptor E
Exons: 17
Coding region: 780-2864 (694 amino acids)
Molecular function (GO): interleukin-17 receptor activity
Source: RefSeq, a predicted model, not a curated record
GCGUGGGGCCUGCUCCCACAGCUCCAGGGCUCAGCUGUGUGCUCUGGGGCUUUCUGAGCAGCCGGUACUGAUUAGAGGAUUCUUGAAGUUGGAGGCCCCUUUGGCAUGGAGGCUUUUACCCAGAAGAGCUGGGUGGAGAGAAAAGGCUGGGCUAUAGUCUUGAGGGUCAGCCAGGUGGGGAACAGGAGGCAUAUGGGAGCAUGUGAGGUCUAUGUGCAUCCUACAGGGACUUUUUGUCGUUUUGCUCAACUCUAAAUGGUGCCUCAGGGACACAAAGGGAAGUGUGUCCCUUAUGGUCACAACUGUCUCCAGACCCCAUUGCAGAACAGUGCUCAGUAGUUCUGUUAAUUCUCUAAGUGAGGGGAUGAGGCCCAUCUCCAAGGAAGCUCUAAGUCCAAGAGCAUUAGUGGGCGGGUCAGAUGUACUGGGUGUUGGCAGGAGUAGGAGGGGUUAAGAAGUGGGGACAGCCUCCAUCCCCCUAACUGGCCUCUUUCCUGUUAUUUCUCUGCCUGAGCUGUAGCCCCUGGCGCUCCAGGUGGGAGCAGCAGGGUUUUCUUGGGGAGGGGGAGCUCUGUCCCUCCGCUAGAGAAGAAGGAAUGUGGCUUGGCUGGCUGGUUAGGAUCUAGGAUCUAGGAGGAGCUUUGGGGCAGGGCGGGGCAGGGACAGGCAGAGGCGACGACUCCUGCUCCCUGUGCUCCCCGCUGCUGCUCAGCAAGGCUCUGCUGCCCACCUUCAGGCUGUGCAGCCAUGUCCUGGGCACUCUGACCCCACGGAAGCCCAUGGGGAGCCCCAGACUGGCAGCCCAGUGCCUCCCUCUUCUCCUGCUGUUUAUUGGCCUCUCUGCCUCCGCCAAGAUUGGCCGCUCCUACCUGCCCCGCUGGAGCACCCACUGUCUGCUGGCCUCCCACAUGGUAAGGAAGACACUCUCACUGCAGUCCUACUUUAUGAAUGAGGAAGCUGAGGCUUCGACAGGAAGGUCUGCCUGUAUUCUUUGCCAUACCCAGUUGGCCCUUCCUGUGUCCCUAAAGCCUUGGUGUGUUCAGCUCUGGCUCUGCCCCUAUUAUUUGUGCCUGCAUCUGGUGUCAGAUCCUUCAGGCCUCCAGGGGGGUUGGUUCUACCUCCUGGUGCAGAAAUACAAAAAGUCACAUAAGUUCCGGUUCUGUAGGAGACACAAGAUGCCAGCAUCUUCUCAGAGGAAGCUGAUGAGUAGCUGUUGUCUGUCUGAGAAGGGUCAUCACAUUGCUGUCCCCUCCCCAGACAUCUCUCACAAGGGGCUGCGCUCUAAAAGGACCCAACCUGCAGAUCCAAAGGCAGUGGAAGAUCUCCCCAGACCCAGCUCACAAAGGCAUGAAGGGCCUGAGUUCUCCUUUGAUCUGCUGUCUGAGGCACGGGCUAUUCAAGUGACCAUUCCUCCAGGACCUGAGGUCAGCGUGCGCCUUUGUCACCAGUGGGUACUGGAAUGUGAAGAGCUGAGCAGUCCCUUUGACACCCAGAAAAUUGUGUCUGGGGGCCAUGGUGUAGACCUGCCUUAUGAAUUUCUUCUGCCCUGUCUGUGCAUAGAGGCAUCCUACCUGCAAGAGGACACUGUGAGGCGCAAAAAAUGUCCCUUCCAGAACUGGCCUGAAGCCUAUGGCUCAGACUUCUGGAAGUCAGUGCACUUUACCGACUACAGCCAGCAUAGUCAGAUGGUCAUGGCCCUAACACUUCGCUGCCCCCUGAAGCUGCAGGCCUCCCUCUGCCAGAGGCAGAACUGGCACACCUUCUGUGAAGAUCUCCCCAAUGCUACAGCGCAAGAGGCAGAGGGGUGGUAUGUUUUGGAAGGAGUAGACCUGCACCCCCAGCUCUGCUUCAAGUUCUCUUUUAGAAAUAGCAGCCAUGUUGAAUGCCCCCACCGGACUGCUCCAUCCUGGAAUGUGAGCAUGGAUACCCAGGCCCAGCAGCUGGUCCUUCACUUCUCCUCAAGAAUUCAUGCCACCUUCAGUGCUGCCUGGAGCCACCCAAGCUUGGGCCAGGACGGUUUUGUGCCCCCUGUUUACAGCAUCAGCCAGACUCAGGGCUCAAGCCCAGUGACACUAGAUCUCAUCAUUCCCUUCCUGAAGCCAGGGAGCUGUGUCCUGGUGUGGAGGUCAGAUGUUCAGUUUUCCUGGAAGCACCUCUUAUGUCCGGAUGUCUCUCAUAGACACCUGGGGCUCUUGAUCCUGGCAAUCCUGGCCCUCGCCACCCUAUUGGGCAUUGUUCUAGCCCUCACCCGCCGGCGCCCACUGUCAGGCCCUGGCGGAGCGCGGCCCGUGUUGCUCCUGCACGCGGCGGACUCGGAGGCGCAGCGGCUCCUGGUGGGAGCGCUGGCUGAACUGCUGCGGGCUGCUCUGGGCGGCGGGCGCGACGUGAUCGUGGACCUGUGGGAGGGGACGCGUGUGGCGCGCGUGGGCCCCCUGCCGUGGCUGUGGGCGGCGCGGGCGCGCGUGGCGCAGGAGCAAGGCACCGUGCUGCUUCUGUGGAGCAGUGCGGGCCCCAGUCCAGCGCGGGGCCCGGAUCCCCGCUCCGCGCCCCUGCGCGCCCUGCUCCGCGCUGCCCCGCGCCCCCUGCUGCUGCUCGCUUACUUUAGUCGCCUCUGUGCCAAGGGCGACAUUCCGCAGCCACUGCGCGCCCUGCCGCGCUACCGCCUGCUGCGCGACCUGCCACGCCUGCUGCGGGCGCUGGACGCGCAGCCUUCCACGGAAGCCGCCGGCCGAGGCCGCCUCGGGGAUCGGCAGUGCCUGCGGGGUCGCCUGGAGCUGUGCCACCGGCUGGAACGAGAGGCCGCCAAAUUGUGCCCACCGAGGCUGAGCAGAGACAGGCGUAGGGGUACUGGCUGGAAUCCCUGAAGGAGCCUUCUACCCUAGAAUCCUUG